AUGAAGGUCAUCUCUGGCACCAGCCUCGUGCUGUGCGGCCUGCUGCUGCUCCAUGCCCCAUGCACACUUGGCCUCGCACCCCCGUCCAGAGGGCACCUCUGUCGGACGCGGCCCACGGACCUGGUGUUUGUUGUGGACAGCUCGCGCAGCGUGCGGCCAGUGGAGUUUGAGAAGGUGAAGGUGUUCCUGUCCCAGGUCAUCGAGUCCCUGGACGUGGGGCCCAAUGCCACCCGCGUGGGCCUGGUCAACUACGCCAGCGCCGUGAAGCAGGAGUUCCCGCUGCGGGCCCACGGCUCCAAGGCCGCGCUGCUGCAGGCCGUGCGCCGCAUCCAGCCACUGUCCACGGGGACCAUGACGGGCCUGGCCAUCCAGUUCGCCAUUACCAGGGCCUUCAGCGAAGCCGAGGGCGGUCGCGCCAGGUCCCCCGACAUCAGCAAGGUGGUCAUCGUGGUGACAGACGGGAGGCCCCAGGACAGCGUGCGCGACGUGUCUGCGCGGGCCCGGGCCAGCGGCAUCGAGCUGUUCGCCAUCGGCGUGGGCCGCGUGGACAAGGCCACGCUGCGGGAGAUCGCCAGCGAGCCGCAGGACGAGCACGUCGACUACGUGGAGAGCUACAGCGUCAUCGAGAAGUUGUCCAAGAAGUUCCAGGAGGCCUUCUGCGUGGUGUCAGACCUGUGUGCCACGGGAGACCACGACUGUGAGCAAGUGUGCAUCAGCUCCCCCGCCUCCUACACCUGUGCCUGCCACGAGGGCUUCACCUUGAACAGUGAUGGCAAGACCUGCAAUGUCUGCAGCGGUGGUGGUGGCAGUUCAGCCACUGAUCUGGUCUUCCUUAUCGAUGGAUCCAAGAGUGUGCGGCCGGAGAACUUUGAGCUGGUGAAGAAGUUCAUCAACCAGAUCGUGGAUACGCUGGAUGUGUCGGACAAGCUGGCCCAGGUGGGGCUGGUGCAGUACUCGAGCUCCGUGCGCCAGGAGUUCCCGCUGGGCCGCUUCCACACCAAGAAGGACAUCAAGGCAGCUGUGCGGAACAUGUCCUACAUGGAGAAGGGCACCAUGACUGGGGCUGCCCUUAAGUACCUCAUCGACAAUUCCUUCACUGUGUCCAGUGGGGCUCGGCCCGGGGCCCAGAAGGUGGGCAUCGUCUUCACGGAUGGCCGGAGCCAGGACUACAUUAAUGAUGCUGCUAAGAAAGCCAAGGACCUUGGCUUUAAGAUGUUUGCCGUGGGCGUGGGCAAUGCGGUGGAGGACGAGCUGAGGGAAAUUGCCUCCGAGCCUGUGGCUGAGCACUACUUCUACACUGCUGACUUCAAGACCAUCAACCAGAUUGGCAAGAAGUUGCAGAAGAAGAUCUGCGUGGAGGAAGACCCGUGUGCCUGCGAAUCCAUUGUGAAAUUCCAGGCCAAAGUGGAGGGGCUGCUGCAGGCCCUGACCAGGAAGCUGGAAGCCGUGAGUAAGCGGCUGGCCAUCCUGGAGAACAGAAUCGUCUAAGGCCACCUGUCCGGCUAUGGCCUCUCCAUCUCCCGGCCCCAAGAGCAGCUCAGAGUCCCGCGUGUGUCCCCUAGAGCCCCAGUUUAGUCAAGCUUUGCCAUUUCAGUGAGGGGGCUGGGGAGGGGCAGGGCCCCCGGAAGGCACGAGGCCCCCCCACCCCUGCCAUCCUGCGAGCCCUGGCGGGGAGUGUGUGUCUGAGCGUGUGCUGGGAGCAUGUGUGCGUUUGGGAGCACGUGUGUGCCUGAGGGCAGGCGUGUGUCUGGGAGC
This is a messenger RNA of Equus quagga, 1755 nucleotides long. It is a transcript of the gene MATN1, whose product is annotated as matrilin 1. Bases 1 to 1488 code for a protein of 495 amino acids. The transcript has 8 exons. Gene Ontology annotation, molecular function: calcium ion binding. Lineage: Eukaryota; Metazoa; Chordata; Mammalia; Perissodactyla; Equidae. The record is from RefSeq and is a predicted model, not a curated record.